Molecule: messenger RNA, 3345 nt
Organism: Exophiala oligosperma
Lineage: Eukaryota; Fungi; Ascomycota; Eurotiomycetes; Chaetothyriales; Herpotrichiellaceae
Exons: 4
Coding region: 199-3252 (1017 amino acids)
Biological process (GO): glutathione metabolic process
Cellular component (GO): cytosol
Molecular function (GO): 5-oxoprolinase (ATP-hydrolyzing) activity
Source: RefSeq, a predicted model, not a curated record
UACGUACAUGGUAAAGCCUUUUUUAUUUUCGCCGAGCUUCAAAGAGUUGGAUACCAGCAACACCAUUACACCAUUUCGAGAAGUAUUGAAACCUAAGGGUGGCACUGGUCAAUUGACAAGGCCAAGGAUAACGAUAGCUCACCACGGUGGUUUCAUGCACCAAGUCAAGUCUUUCCAGUCAGACUCCAGUGACCAAAAAUGUAUCGUAUAGGAAUCGACGUUGGCGGGACCAAUUCGGACGCAGCAAUCAUCGAUAUAAAUAAAAUCGACACACCAUCUCGCGGAGUCUUAGCGACAUGCAAGACACCAACCACGUCCCAUGUCACGCUGGGUAUUAAAGAAGCUGUUGAAAAGGUUCUCCUCGAGUCAAAGGUCGAUAGGAGUAAGGUGCUGAACGUCGCGAUUGGGACCACCCAUUUCGUCAACGCCGUGGUGGAGAAUGAUGCCAGGAGGUUGAGCAAGGUGGCAGUGAUCCGUCUGUGUGGUCCAUAUACAAAGAAGAUUCCUCCAUUCUGCGACUUUCCAUAUGCACUGCGAAAUAUAAUCGAGGGACCCCAUUACUAUCUGGACGGAGGUCUUGAGAUUGACGGGCGAGAAAUCGCAACGCUCGACCCUGCCCAGAUAAAGCGGACCGCAGACGAGAUUGUCAGCCAGGGCAUCCAAUAUGUCGCCAUCGUCGGUGUCUUUUCAGCGCUGGACCAUCAGGGAAUCCACGAGGAGAAGUGCAAGACUGUCCUCCAGGAGUACUAUCCUUCGCUGUCAGUGGUGUGUUCCCAUUCCAUAGGAGGACCGGGACUCUUGCCUCGGGAAAAUGCCACGAUUCUCAAUGCGUCGAUUCUGGCAUUUGCUCGCAAAACCAUCAAGGGCUUCAGACUCGCCAUGUCCAAGUUGGAUCUCUCGUGUCCACUUUACCUCACACAGAAUGAUGGUACACUCACGGAUGCCGCCGUGGCUGCUGAGCUUCCUAUCAAGACGUUCGCGAGCGGUCCGACGAAUAGUCUUAUGGGAGCCGCUUUCCUCCAGGGACUCGAUCUUGGGGACAAGAAGAUGGCGGAUAAGCAGUUUGUCGUUGUAGAUAUUGGUGGAACGACCACCGAUAUCUGUGCUUUACUACCCAACGGCUUUCCUCGACAGGCACCGAACUUUGUCGAGGUCGCUGGCGUGCGUACCGCUUUCAGUAUGCCAGAAGUCUUCAGUAUCGGUCUCGGUGGUGGGAGUCGAGUACGACAGAGUGCAGAGCAUGGCGGCAAGGUCACCGUCGGUCCUGACUCUGUGGCUCUACGCCUGACGACGGACGCGAUGGUGUUUGGGGGAGAUGUCAUGACGUCCACGGACGUUGUCGUUGCCUCGGGUGCCGCCGCGAAUAUAGGCCAGGCCGAGAAGGUGAAACACAUCUCUGCCGAGCUGAUCGGUGCCGCCAAAGCGGAUAUCAAGAGACAGCUCGAGAGGGCCAUUGACAAUAUGAAGGUCUCUUCGGCACCGGUGUCCAUGUUACUCGUGGGAGGAGGUUCGAUCAUCCUCACGGACGAUCUGGAUCUGGACGGCGUCGAAGAAUGCCUGCGGCCACCUCAUCACGACUCCGCCAACGCUGUCGGUGCCGCCAUCGCCAAAGUCGCGGGUGAGAUCGACGUCAUUGAGGUUCUGGCGGGACGAGACGAAGACGCCGCCGUCGAAGCGGCGAAACAAGCCGCCAUCAAAGCCGCCAUCUCGAACGGAGCCGACGAGAGCACCGUCCAGAUUGUCGAGAUCAAAAAGAUCCCUCUACAAUAUGUUACGAAUAAGGCCACUAGGUUUGUCAUGAAGGCAGUGGGGAACCUCAAAGUACGAGACUCUACAGUAGUCAACGGCGCCGCCGCUUCAUCCAAUGGUGUCUCCAGUUCUGACACCGGAGAGGACUUUGAGGCUAUUGGAGAAGAGGAAGUGAAAAAGGCCGAAAUCACCAAACUUGCAAAGGGAAGUCUGGCCAAACCCGCGCUUGACGUCGACCUCACGCAGUACCGUCCACGAGUCGAAGACGGAAUAUGGUACAUCUCUCCCGUCGACGUCGAGAUGAUUGCGUCCGGAGCUGGUGUAUUGGGGACAGGAGGCGGUGGUUCUUCUUACCUCAUGGCCCUUUACACUCAGAACCUCUUGAGAGAGAGUGGCGCAGCGGGAAAAAUCCGAGUCAUGCGUCCCGAGGACCUGAAAGACUCGGACAUUUGCGUGUUUGGUGCUGGGUAUGGUGCCCCCAGCGUGAGUGACGAACGAAUAUCCUCCGGGACCGACGUCUUCACUGCCAUCGACGCCGUCAACACCAUAUUGGGUAUUGAGGACUUUGACGCCAUCGUCACGGACGAGAUCGGUGGCGGCAACGGUCUAGUCACCAUGCCCACGAGCGCCAAAUACGACCGACCCAUCGUAGACUGUGACCUCAUGGGUCGAGCGUACCCGACCCUCGAACACGGGACCCCUUAUGUGUACGGGUUCCCUGUGUUGCCCGUCGCCACGGCCGACUGCAAGGGCAACUGUUCGGUCACACUCACGGCCGAAUCAAACAAAAAAGUCGAAAGCCUGAUCCGAAACACCUGCAUCGAAAUGGGCAACUCCACGGGGACCGCAGGGAGACCUCUCGAGGGGAAAAUCAUCAAGAAAUACACAGUCACCAACACCAUCUCCCAAGCUUGGUACCUCGGCCGUGCGGUCCAUCUUGCAAGACAGACGAAACUGGACUUUAUCGAAGCCAUCGCCAGUAUAACACCGGUCAAGUCUUUGUAUACAGGCAAAAUCGUAGACGUCACACGAGACGUGUCACGAGGAUAUACUGUGGGAAAGGUUGUCAUUGCACCACUUUCGGCGGACGAGGAGGAAGGGACUACCACCACCACCACCACUACUACAUCUCAUACAUCAACAACUCCAGUCACUGAGAAACGACACCUAGUCAUCCCCUUCCAAAACGAAUACUUGUCCGCGGCCUACGUGGACAACGAAAAAGCAGAAGGCCCCGAACAAGUCAUCUGUACUGUACCCGACCUCAUCAGUAUCUUGGGUCAGGACGGUGAGGCUUUGGGAUCGCCGGAAUUACGGUACGGCCUGAAAGUCAGGGUCAUCGGCCUCCCCGCUCACCCUCUGUGGACCUCGACGCCGGAAGGUCUCAGAGUCGGUGGACCGGAAUUCUUCGGUCUCAAUACCGAAUUCAAAGCCAUCGGAGAGUAUCAAAAACCUAGAAGUGUCAUUGACGAGUUUGACACGGUCGUCGGCAAAGGAAAAUAGUAGAAGGAAAUGACAAAAAGUACAGUAGACUUUGUAAAUUGAAGACAAGACCUAGGCUGGCAUAGCGACAAAGCCUCAUAGAAGAAGAGACGG